This is a messenger RNA of Trypanosoma cruzi, 1395 nucleotides long. RefSeq lists its product as uncharacterized. The transcript has a single exon. The record is from RefSeq and is a predicted model, not a curated record. Bases 1 to 1395 code for a protein of 464 amino acids. NCBI's taxonomy places the organism in Eukaryota, Euglenozoa, Kinetoplastea, Trypanosomatida, Trypanosomatidae.
AUGCGACGGGGAUGGUUAGGUGUCCGUGCCGCUGCUGCAAGCACUCCACGUGAAUCCUUUUUUCUGCGCUGCAUGUGUUGUAUUCUGCGCUAUCGAUGCAGCGUUACUCGUCGUCGUAGUAUUACUAAUAGUGAUUGUGACAAUGUGGCUCUUGCGUCACUUGCGGGAUGUCAUCCGGGGCCGUCGAUAUUUCAUUCUUCGUUACUGAUGGCACGUCGUGGUGCCGGUGUGGACCUUCUCUCGCCACUGGCGAAACUUGGGCACAGCCGUGACUUGGCAGAAGACAUUAAAGCCUCUCGGAAGCGUUCCAACAAGGAGAUUAUUGCAUCCUUUGAGAAGAUACGUACAUUUGAUGAGAUUCACUACCGCAAGACGGAUCGGCCGUGGGAAUUGGUGCCGAAGUAUUCAAAGAAACGGGUCAGUGAUCUCUGCGGCCUUUUAACCACGGAGGAUCGCAUGGAAAUUGAGCAGACCAUCGACAAGAUGCAGUCACUGUGUGAAGUUGACAUGUACGUUGUGCUUGUGCCAACAGUUGGCUACACAACACCGAAGGCCUUUGCCAACUCCAUCAUGUUUGACUGGGGCAUAGGCGAGCCGGCAGGUAAUGGCCUGCUGCUGCUCAUUGCGCAGCAUGAGGCGACAGUGCACCUCGUUGCAAGCCCUGCCAUUGAGGAGUACUUUGACACGCAUUUUCUUGAGCCUGCGGUGCGUGAGAUAUUUCAACCGCUCGUGCAGGAAGGGAAGCCAAGCUACGCGACUGUGCAGCUCGUGUAUGCCAUUGCACGACAGGCACAAGAAAUGCGGCCAUUGUGGCAACGCGGUCUACUUGCCAUGUCCACCCGCAACAAAGUCCGCUUUGCCGUCAAGACCCUUUCAUAUGGUGUCUUCAUCGUUCCGUACCUCGUCUGGGGUUCGCUGAUCUUCCUCCUCUGUUCAGUAGUGCUUGUGAACCAGAUGCUUGACACGCUUUGCCCCAAAUGCAAUAGUCUGAUGUCCCGUGUACGGGAUGACAAGACGAUGCGGGAGGUGAUGACGCGUGGGCAGUACUUGGAGCACGUUAAUGGAUGCGCCUUUUACCGCGUGUGGAAGUGCCCACAUUGCGAGGAUGGCAACCGUGUCGUGCUGGCUUCACGUGACCUGCACCAAAGCAACCGAUGCCUGCAAUGUAUGGACUGUCACUAUUACACAUGUUCACUGACGAAGGAGGUGCAAAAGCUCCCUACCAAGGAGGAGGAUGGCAUCAAGCAGUUGCUAUAUACAUGUGAGAACUGCCGCGUGGGCCGCGAAGUUCUACUGCCGCUGCUUCGCCCGUUGGAUAUGAAACCGGAGGAGAAGUGGUACGACUUCCUUAUUGACCGCUCACAGACACACAAAAAGACAGAUAUCAAGCUGUGA